AUGAUUACUGCGGCGAAGUUAAACUUCAUCACCAGUAACCAUAACAAAUUGGCCGAAGUGAGAGCGAUACUCGGAAAUGUAGUUGAGAUUGACAGCCAAGCAAUCGAGGUACCCGAGAUACAGGGAUCCAUUGAAGAAAUCGCGAAGGAAAAGGCUAGGUGUGCAGCAGAAGCGAUAGGCGGCCCUGUCUUGACGGAGGAUACAGCGCUUGGAUUCCGAGCUCUGAAAGGACUUCCAGGCGCGUAUAUCAAACAUUUUUUGAGCGCACUGGGACACGAUGGUCUCAACAGGAUGCUUGACUCUUUCGAGGACCGAAGAGCAGAAGCCGUUUGCACAUUUGCUUUUUGUCGUGGUCCUGGAGAAGAACCAAUACUUUUCCAGGGAAGGACCGAGGGUGUUAUUGUCAGGCCGAGAGGCCCAUUGAACUUCGGCUGGGAUCCAAUAUUCGAACACAAUGGGAUGACAUAUGCUGAGAUGGAUAAGGAGGAAAAGAAUCGAGUUUCUCACAGGUACAAGGCUCUUGUCAAGCUAAAGCAGUGGCUCGAAGAGGGGCACCUCUACCUUGAUAGUGCAGUUGCUCUCUACAUCAUCAUCCUCCUCACUAUUGAGCUCCACCACUAUCUCUUCGUCAAAAGCUUCGCGCGCUUCCUCUGA
Aspergillus thermomutatus is the source of this 654-nucleotide messenger RNA. RefSeq names its product non-canonical purine NTP pyrophosphatase. Gene Ontology annotation, molecular function: nucleoside triphosphate diphosphatase activity. Gene Ontology annotation, cellular component: cytoplasm. The transcript is spliced from 7 exons. Bases 1 to 654 code for a protein of 217 amino acids. The record is from RefSeq and is a predicted model, not a curated record. Gene Ontology annotation, biological process: nucleoside triphosphate catabolic process. Lineage: Eukaryota; Fungi; Ascomycota; Eurotiomycetes; Eurotiales; Aspergillaceae.